This is a messenger RNA of Salvia splendens (bonfire salvia), 1332 nucleotides long. RefSeq names its product ribosomal RNA small subunit methyltransferase, mitochondrial. Gene Ontology annotation, cellular component: mitochondrion. The transcript has 2 exons. The coding region runs from base 84 to 1199 and encodes 371 amino acids. Gene Ontology annotation, molecular function: rRNA (adenine-N6,N6-)-dimethyltransferase activity. NCBI's taxonomy places the organism in Eukaryota, Viridiplantae, Streptophyta, Magnoliopsida, Lamiales, Lamiaceae. Gene Ontology annotation, biological process: rRNA methylation. The record is from RefSeq and is a predicted model, not a curated record.
GUAUAAACUCGGUUGAAUAUUUUGCCUAACUGAUUUUUCAAUUCAUUUCCUUCAAAAUUCAGUGGGAAGAAAAUUAUUCUGAAAUGAUCCGUAGGCGGGAAAAUAUCGCCACCAAUCUGCUUCACUCUCGAUUUCUCCGGCAUUUUAUCGAUCGCUGCAUCCAUACGAAUUCAGGUCGGAAAAAUAAGCCGGAAAAUAUCGGAGACAGCGGAGAAGAAGUAAAAAUACGGCUGUAUAAGAGCAGAGGCCAGCAUCUUCUGACCAAUCCUCGAGUGCUGGACUCGAUCGUCCGAGUUUCCGACAUUAAAUCCGACGACACCGUGCUUGAAAUCGGGCCAGGCACCGGGAAUCUCACGCUCAAGCUGCUCGAAGCUUCCAACAAUGUCUUCGCGAUCGAGAUCGAUAAUCGGAUGGUCGAUAGUUUGCGGAAACGCGUUGCCGCCGCAGGGGUCCAGGAACGCCUGAACAUCAUCAAUGGCGAUGCAUUGAAGACUGAAUUUCCCCAAUUCAAUCUUGUUGUGGCCAACAUACCUUACAACAUAUCCUCACCUCUGCUGGCCAAGCUGGUAUACGGGGCAGCUGCGAAUCCGUUCAGAAGCGCAACUCUACUGCUACAAAAAGAGUUUGCGCGGAGGCUACUAGCAAAGCCAGGCGAUUCCGAGUACAACAGGCUGGCCAUAAACAUGAAUCUCAUGGCAGAUGUGGAGUUUGUGAUGGACGUGAGCAAGAGGGACUUUGUGCCAUGCCCAAAGGUGGAUUCCUCCGUCGUGAAACUCUAUCCCAAAACAGAGAUCCCAGAUGUGAAUCUUGAAGAAUGGUGGGCGUUCACAAGAACUUGCUUCAACAACAAGAACAAAACGCUUGGUGCAACGUUCAAGCAGAAGAGGAAACUGACGGAGCUGAUGAAAUUGAGCAGAGUUGAAGGGUUUUGUCAAGAUAGUAAUGAUCUUGAUGAGUGUGAAAGUGGCUCUCAGCCAGGACUGGAGGUGGGAGACAGGAUCAGCUCGUUUAGGGCGAGAGUCGCGGGGGUUUUGGAGUCAGGUGGUUUUGUGGAUAAGAGGCCAGCUAAACUGUCUCACAACGAUCUUCUGCAUCUGUUGUCUCUGUUUAAUGACGACGGGAUCUAUUUUCGUGAUCAAGCCAAGGGAUCUGAUAGCUGCAGUAUUGCUGAAUUAGAUUUUGAUGAUGGUUUGUUGUAGCAUACUAGCAUUUGCUGGUUCCUGAGGAAGAAAUUUUCUCUCUUUUUCUUUGUUGAUGAUUGAAUUAGACAGAGCAUUCAUAAUCAUUCCAUAGUUUUGAGGAGUUCCAGAAAACAUGAAAUUUAGAAACCUA